AUUUCAUGUGAAUAAACGAUGGAACGGGAUGAAGCAUCAUAGCGCCUACAAAUAUAGUUUCAAACUUUACUUUCAAUUUCCCCUCCUUAUUUUCAUGUCCGCACUUUGGACCGUUGCGAAAGAAAGUAAAGAAAAUUGAAAGGACGGAAGACAUGAUUUCAUUUUCGGUGCCAGCUGCUAUUUUGUGUGAAAGGCGUUGAACUUUGCUUCAACUUAUUGGUCAUGAACACAUAGUGAAUAAUUCAUUAUUCUCGUACAGUGACUGCUGCUAAGUCAAAUCCUAUUAAACUUGGAAUCAGUCGAAGGCUGUCUUACAUUUGCACAUAGAGUGAUCAGCAGAGACUUUUAGGGGGAUCACUGCUUCGCCAUGACUGUGAAAAAGGUUGCCGUUAUCGGGGCGGGAAUAAGCGGUCUGGUUUCGACUAAGACGUGUUUAGAAGAGGGGUUCGAACCUGUGUGCUUCGAGCAGACAGAACAAUGUGGCGGUGUUUGGGUUACUAGUGACAAGCGAGCUCCGGGGACAGAGACGAGGGGCGCCAUCUACGAUUGCCUAAUCACAAACUCCAGCAAGGAGAUGAUGUGUUUCAGUGACUACCCGUUCGAUCCCUCUGUCUCACCAUACAUCCAGGGUAAUCAGGUGCUCAACUACUUCCAGGGAUAUGCCAAACACUUUGGCCUUGAGCCGUAUAUUCGAUUAAAUACGAAGGUAGUUCGUGUUGAGCCUACAGAAGACUUCCAAAACACAGGUCAGUGGCAUGUGAAGAGUCAGGUCCAGAGCGGCGAGGUCGACGAGGAGGUGUUCGAUGCCGUGAUGGUGUGCUCGGGUCUCCAUAACAAGAGCUAUAUUCCAUCAUUCCCGGGAAUGGAUGAAUUCAAGGGCGACAUCGUUCACAGUUGCGACUUCAAGAACGGAGGGAAGUUCGCUGGCAAAACCGUCGUCGUCGUCGGAGGCUCUCAUUCAGCUGGCGAUGUGGCGGUUGACACGAGCAGGCAUGCUAAAAUGACCUACCUGGCGAUGAAGUCGGGCACGACAGUUUUACCAAGGCAGGGUCCUGGGGGCGCUCCAAUUGAUACCUACGUCAAUCGUCGCGUCAGGGGCUUGGUACCGCUAGCCCUCUGGAAGAAAUGGAUGAAAUCAGUCAUUGCUAACCGGCUCGAUAUGGAGAGUCUGGGUCUUCAAUCGGAUAGACCUCUCUUCGCUUCCACCAGCCUCAUGGUUAACGAUGAAAUAGGGGUUCGGAUUUGGUGUGGUGCUCUCAAAGCGAAAGCCAACAUCGCUCGCUUCACCGAGACCGAUGUCAUCUUCGUCGACGGUACGGUGGUUGAAAACGUCGAUGCGGUCAUCUUCGCGACUGGUUAUGAAUUCAAAUUCCCCUUCAUCGACAAGUCUAUUCUGCAAGAGACUUAUGCCGAGCUGGAGCUCUACUGGCACGUUUUCCCGCCGCGCCUAGCCCACCAGACGAUCGCCUUGGUCGGUGCUACCAACGCGGUGGGUGCCCAAGGACCUAUGUAUGAGCUCCAGGCCCGCCUGGCUGGCCGAGUCUUCAAGGGUCUAGUGGAACUACCAUGCCAGGAGAUGAUGCUGGAAGAUGUAGCGAGGAGGAAAAAUAUCUUCAAGAAGAUCUACGGCCAUCCUAAAGUACAUUUUCCACCCAUCCCAUACUGUGAUAUGAUUGCUGCGAAGCUCGGAUGCCUACCGCGGUUCACGGAUCUCCUCAUGUCGGAUCCCAUACUCGCCUACAAAUUCUUCUUCGGUCCCAAUUACCCGCCCUUCUACCGACUGGUAGGCCCCCAUGCGUGGCCCGGGGCCCGGAAUGCCAUCAUGAAGGCUAAACACAACACAGAUACACCGACCAAGACCCGGAAAGUUCAAAGCCCUGGAAGUGAUCAAUCGAGUACAUUUUUGAUAUUGUUGUUGUUGGUUAUUCCUUUGUCCAUCUUCCUGAUGACAAUUACGUAAUUGCGUAAACAGAAAGUUUAUGAAUUUCGAACAUUGGCGGAUCCAGGGGGCACCCCCUCCCCCCCC
Messenger RNA from Strongylocentrotus purpuratus (purple sea urchin), 2026 nucleotides. RefSeq names its product dimethylaniline monooxygenase [N-oxide-forming] 2. The transcript is spliced from 9 exons. NCBI's taxonomy places the organism in Eukaryota, Metazoa, Echinodermata, Echinoidea, Camarodonta, Strongylocentrotidae. The coding region runs from base 368 to 1960 and encodes 530 amino acids. Gene Ontology annotation, molecular function: NADP binding; flavin adenine dinucleotide binding; N,N-dimethylaniline monooxygenase activity. The record is from RefSeq and is a predicted model, not a curated record.